Capsicum annuum is the source of this 516-nucleotide messenger RNA. RefSeq lists its product as uncharacterized. Gene Ontology annotation, biological process: chromatin remodeling. Lineage: Eukaryota; Viridiplantae; Streptophyta; Magnoliopsida; Solanales; Solanaceae. Bases 1 to 516 code for a protein of 171 amino acids. The record is from RefSeq and is a predicted model, not a curated record. Gene Ontology annotation, cellular component: nucleus. The transcript is spliced from 4 exons.
AUGGCUGAAAGGGAAUGGCAAAAUGAAGUCUCCUCCAGCUCUGUGGCUGCUUAUUUUGAAUGCUUCCUGGGGCGCUGUGAGCUUUCCUCCUCUCCUCUCUCCGCCUCUCGAUCGGAUUCAGCCAUCUCAUUAAAGCUUUUAUCAGAGUUGACCGACGAUAUUUCGGCGACCAAUUUUACCCCAAUUUGGUGGAUUUCAGCGCAGCAGUGCGUAUACGCCACAGGCGGCCUAGACGAGGAGGAUAAAAAGAGAUUUUGGGAGGUUUUGGACGAGGUGGUGAGAGGCGUGCCUAGUUCAGAAAUGAUUUUCAUAGGAAGGGAUUUUAAUGGGCACAUCGGGUCUCUAUCGAUGGGUUAUGAUGAUGUACUUGGAGGUUUCGGGUUCGAGGAUAAAAAUGUUGAGGGAGCUGCGCUUUUAGAUUUUGUGAGCGCCUUUGGGUUAGCGGUAGUGAAUUCCAGCUUUUCGAAGAAGGAGAAGCAUCUAGUUACUUUUCGUAGUAGGUUAUCCAAGACUUAG